Messenger RNA from Centruroides sculpturatus (bark scorpion), 3598 nucleotides. Its product is annotated as serine/threonine-protein phosphatase with EF-hands 2-like. Gene Ontology annotation, molecular function: calcium ion binding; protein binding; iron ion binding. The transcript has 17 exons. NCBI's taxonomy places the organism in Eukaryota, Metazoa, Arthropoda, Arachnida, Scorpiones, Buthidae. Gene Ontology annotation, biological process: detection of stimulus involved in sensory perception. Gene Ontology annotation, cellular component: nucleus; cytosol. The record is from RefSeq and is a predicted model, not a curated record. The coding region runs from base 327 to 2321 and encodes 664 amino acids.
CGCAGUGGCUUUCGUAAAGUGUUAAAGUGGCUCUCAAUUAGAGUUUUGUUGGGAUUUUUUUUUUCAUUUUUCGGUUCUCUUUAAAUGUCAGAAAAUUGUUCGAAACGUGGCGCCAAAAGGACGAAGCGCUAGAUUACAUCACGGCGUGACGUCAGCAACGACAAAUUAUAUCGUAGAUUCUCUCCAGGUCUCAGAGCAGCGCGCGUACUCUAACGGAGCUGACGUAUCCGAGCAUCUUUCCCUCCUCACCAUGAUUUGCAGUUUCGAUUUUAAAUAAACGUCGAGAACUAUCAAAAAUAAAUUUAAAAAAAACAAACAAAAAAAACAUGGGUUGCGCCGGUUCGUCUAUGAGCAAAACGGAAGGAAAAAAUAAGAGCCAGGAUGCCAUGAGCAAUGCCGAAAAAUCAAUGAAGGCUGCUCUUCUGAUACAGAGAUGGUAUCGGAGAUACUUAGCACGGUUAGAAGUAAGAAGAAGAUGCUCUUGGACCAUUUUUCAGUCUUUGGAAUAUGCUAACGAACAGGACCAACUCAAACUUCAGCAAUUUUUCAACGAUCUCUUAACCCACUUUUCUGCAGCCAAGCACACAUUAAGCCCUAUUAUAACUACGAGUCUUCAGCAGUCGCUUAGAGGACAACCGAAACAAUUAAUUUUGGCCGAACAAGAAGAUUUAGAAUUGUACGAAGCCACGAAACCGGAAUCGGUUAGAUUGGAAGAAUCGUAUCCAGGACCUCAUUUAAAAUCUCCACUUUCGGCCACCGACGUUACUAAUGUAGUCGAGGCUUUCAAACAACACAAGCUACUUCAUCCCAGAUACGUGUUGACCGUUCUCCACGAAGCCAGGAAGGUCCUGCGAUGUAAACCCAACAUCAAUUUGGCAUCCACGGCUCUCUCUCAUCAGAUUACAGUCUGUGGAGAUCUGCACGGCAGCCUGGAGGAUCUCUUGACCAUUUUUUAUAAGAACGGACUUCCGGCUCGACACAACCCUUACGUGUUCAAUGGAGACUUUGUCGAUCGCGGUUCACACUCUAUAGAAAUCCUCAUACUUCUUCUCAUGUGUUUGAUUGUCUGGCCAGAUUCUGUUUAUCUCAAUCGUGGAAACCACGAAGAUUUCGCCGUUAACAUAAGGUACGGUUUCGUGAAAGAGAUCAUGUACAAAUAUAUGAAACACGCGGCUAAGAUAGCCCAGGUGACGGAGGACGUUUACAGUUGGUUACCCCUGUGCACGGUCAUCGACAACAAAGUAUUCGUGGUGCACGGAGGCAUCAGUAGCGACACUGAUCUCAAAGUAAUAACGUCGCUGGACAGGCAUCAGUACGUGACUAUACUUCGCGCCUCUUCCCUCAACGACACGCCGUCGGGUGCUAAGGAAUGGAAACAGUUGGUGGAUUUAUUAUGGAGUGAUCCUCGACAUCAAUCUGGGUGUCGUCCCAACACCAUGAGAGGAGGAGGAUGCUUCUUCGGACCCGAUACGACGGACGCUUUUCUGCAUAAACACAAGUUGGAGAGAAUCAUCAGGUCGCACGAAUGUAAAAUCGACGGUUACGAAUACGCUCACAACAAUAAGGUGAUGACUAUUUUCUCCGCAUCGAACUACUACGACAUAGGAAGCAAUCGUGGAGCAUACGUAAAACUGAUGGGGGAGACGUUGGAAACGCAUUUGGUUAUGUACCUGAGCAUCAGCAACACCAAGACCACCACCAUAACUCAAAGACAGAGUUAUUUGGAAGAGUGCGCUCUGAAAGAAUUGAAAAAGCGCAUUUGCGCCUCGCAGACCAUCAUCGGACCGCACUUUCAAAAAUUAGACGUCGACAAUUCAGGUAAAAUAUCAAUUAGCGAUUGGUGUUCGGUUAUGGAGAAAGAAGUGGGACUCAAUUUACCGUGGAGACUUCUCUGUCACAAAAUGGCGCAGUGUGAUUUGGAACAGGGAACCGUCGACUAUAAUACGACUUUCGACGAUUUUUGUUUUAGUAAUAUUCCUUCCGAAGGUCCUUCUAUCAUGGAAACUUUAUACAGAAAUAAGGAAAAUCUGGAAACGAUAUUUAGGGUUAUGGAUAAAGAUGGAUCCGGUCUCAUUUCUAUGGAGGAAUUUACAGAAGCUUGCCACCUGUUGAGUCAGUACAUGGGAAACCCCAUAUCUUCGGAAAACAUAGAUAACCUGGCCCGUAACAUGGAUCUGAACAAAGACGGUUUCAUCGAUUUUAACGAGUUUCUAGAGGCUUUCCGAUUGGUUAACAGAUCUCGUCGUCAGAGCUCUUCGAAAGGUUCCUUCAAAGAGAAUUCGCUACGAGACGGCAUCAACGAAAAGCUCUCGCCCUCGUGACGUUGCUUGGGAAACUUUCCAAAACACGUAUCUGUGAUGUUCAGUAUUAUGGCAUAAACCAAAACCUCGUUUAGAUGUUUGAAUGGAUAUUUUAUAAAUGUUUAUUGUACAGAAAAUGAUCCCCUUCUCUCUUAUACUCGAUCUUCCCUUUCGAUUUAUCGAUCUUCCAUGUAUAAUGUCUUUUGUGUAUCUUAUAUUUUCUGCAGAUUUAACUUAAUAAAAUUUAUAAUUCUUGUUGUAAAGUUUUAAAUCGGACGAUACAGUUGCCUUUUUUUUUCCUCCUGCCAAUUUUUCAAGUAAAAAAAAAAAACCGCCAUUUUCGCAAAGAUACACGCAGUAAACUACAGGAGAAAAUUAUUUUUAAUUUAUCAUCCUGGUAACGUCACAUGUAUAACUCUGUUUUUGUUACAUCAUCCUCUUUGCUUCCAUAAAUCUGCUACAAUUCGUUAUGACGCGAAUAGCAGAUUUUAUGGAUAAUAAUGUGUCGUGUCGCGAUUAACAAAAUAAAAAUGAAUCUUCUCACGUCAUACAGAAGUUAACCUUAUUAAAGCAAUAAAUUCCUUCUUCAUCUGAUAAAAAAAAAUAAACAGAUGAUGGAAAAUGUUACCGUAACGAACACGGAAACCGUUGUUAUAUUUGGAUUUCGCAAAUAAUAAUCGUUCUUCUGCAAAAUCUAAAUAAUAAUACAAAAAAACAAAUAACAAUACAAUAGAAACAUCGCAAAACAAAUAGAUAAUAAUACGAAAAAAUUCAACGAAAACAAAAGAUCCGCCAUAUCAGGAGUCGAGUGUAGAAUUCUUUCAAACUGAAGAACUGUAACACCGAAGCUUUAUUCGAGGCUGGUGCCUAAACAUCUCGCAAAAAGAAAAAAAAAAUGGUGACGAAAAUUGGAUUCCGUACUCACCAGGUACCAAGCAGCAAUAAAUGCAACGCAGACAAACCGACUGGCCAAAAACAAAGAAAAUAAUGCAGGCGCUUCCAGGGACAAUAGUUUAGCUCCCCGCAAAUGCUGGAAAUAUCCCCAGAGGCCCCAAAAUCUGAAGAAGUGAGGUCUAGAUGCCUCAAGAUACUAUAGGAGAUUAUGCGAUCAACAAAGACUCCAUCCAAAUACUUCAGUCCAAAAAUUGGAAUGUCUAUUGGCAGGCAGUAAUGCCAUCAACUGCAAAGUGGAAAUGCGGCAUAUACAACUUAUGGAUCUUGCACGCAAUGCCAGACUUAUAACUUUAAAGUCGUUACAAAUUUCUCACUGGACAUUUUAGACACCAUGUAUAUGUUGU